Epinephelus lanceolatus (giant grouper) is the source of this 3062-nucleotide messenger RNA. Lineage: Eukaryota; Metazoa; Chordata; Actinopteri; Perciformes; Serranidae. The record is from RefSeq and is a predicted model, not a curated record.
UCUUGUAUUUUCCGUUGUUGGAGUGUGUGAAGAGGCUGCUGAUGCUAGCAGUGUGGUCAGCAGCAGAGUGCUUCAGGCGAACCCUCCUCCGUCUCUUUAGGGAUCCUCAGACAAAUGAUUGACUGUCUGGUGGUCUCACUGAAUGACCCAUGGCUGCACCCUGACACUAUCUUCUGUUCAGCCUCCGUCCUCCAACCCCCCCAUCCAGCUCCUCUUCCCUCCUCCUCAACCUGUGGCCUAUUUAUACCCUGGAGACUCAGAAGAGCCCAUUAAAGCUCCACGGACCUCUCCAGCAAGAGACAUCAGUGAGCAUGAGUCCAUGUGGCCGGUGUGAUCUCUAGCCUCAUCACGCUUUCCUUGACAGCUACGAAUAAGGAAACUAAGGAUUUAACUACAGGAAAUUCUUGAAAUACAACAAGACUAAAGCUGCAUGAGCUGACAAACUGAUAUUUCAUUGUGGAGAAGACAGUUUGCAGCUGCAGCAGAUUUGGGAAACUGUGGAUGCAGCAUGUGCUCGGGUCUACAGACUGGAAUUUGGGUCCUAUUUAGCUGAAAUACACUUAUUAAUAACAUUUGUUUACGGACUCAGUUGUCUAAAUUAUGAAAUUUGGGCAAGGCAACUGAAAGACAUUACCUUGUAAAUGGCUCACACAUCUGAAGUUCUUCUCCACCCCCAGCCAUGAGCUAAGCACCCGCCACCCUGGGCAUCCCUUACAGGAUGACUGCUGUCUGCCCCUCCGAGAGCAGCCCAGAAGGGGCUGAAGCCGGGGCCGGGACAGCAGGCUGUAGGGGGCCGGGGGCAGCGGGCACCGCCAGGAGCAUCUCAGUCUCUGGCACAGAGACCGGGGACUCUAAUGGAGAGUCUGUCUGUGGAUCAGUAGGAGGCACAGCCGUGGUCCCCGGUGGCCAUAGGUACGCCCGCUGGAGCCGCCAGGACAGCUCAGACAUCAACACGGACGAUGAGGGAGCCACGAUCCGCCGCCUCACUCCGCUGGAGAGGCUGAACCUGGAUAUGUGCCAGGAUGAAAGGGUGGUCCGUGAGUUAACGGUGGGCAGAAGAAUCGGCUUCUACAAAAUUCGAGGAGAGAUCGGCUGUGGAAAUUUCUCCCAUGUCAAGCUAGGAAUUCAUGCCCUCACCAAAGACAAAGUGGCCAUAAAAAUCCUCGACAAAACCAAGCUGGAUCAGAAGACCCAGAGGCUGCUGUCAAGAGAGAUCUCCAGCAUGGAGAAACUGCACCAUCCCAACAUCAUACGCCUCUAUGAGGUGGUGGAGACGUUGUCACGGUUACACCUGGUGAUGGAGUAUGCAGGAGGAGGGGAGCUCUACACCAAAAUUACUACUGAGGGGAAACUUUCUGACACUGACAGCAAGCUCGUCUUUGCUCAGAUCCUCUCUGCUGUUAAACACAUGCAUGAAAACAACAUCAUCCACCGUGACCUGAAGGCAGAAAAUGUCUUCUACACCAGCAGCUCUUGUGUCAAGGUGGGGGACUUUGGCUUCAGCACGCUGAGCCGCCGCAGCGAGACACUCAACACAUUCUGUGGCUCCCCACCUUACGCCGCCCCCGAGCUCUUUCGGGAUGAGCACUACGUUGGCGUCUUUGUGGACAUCUGGGCCCUGGGGGUGAUGCUGUUCUUCAUGGUGACGUGCACCAUGCCAUUCAGGGCAGACACUGUAGCCAAACUGAAGCGCUGCAUCCUGGAGGGGGCCUACAUCAUCCCCUCGUGGGUGCCUGAGGCAUGCCAGAGGCUGAUCAGGGGAAUCCUCCAACCCAUACCGUCUGACCGCUUUACAGUGGAGCAGAUGAUGGGCUGUGAGUGGCUGCUUCCUGUGGACUUCCCACGUGCCAUGGAGCCCUUUAAACUAGACCCAUCCCACCUAGCAGAGGGUGAUCCAUCUGAACUUGCGGAGGAAGAUAUGGAAGUAAAAGCAGCACUGGAGACACUGGGAAUCACCCUGGAACACAUCCUCAACAACCAGGGGAAAGACUGCAGGAGCUCCAUCACAGGCGUCUACAGGAUCCUGCUGCACCGCGCUCACAAGAAGCGGGCUGUUGAGAGCAUGCCUGCGGUCACAAAGGUCGCUGGGCCAACUACAACCAGCAAAAAGGAACGGCUAAAAGUGUACCGCAGUUUAAGGCACACUUCUAAGCUCUGUGUGAUUCUGUGACAAAAUGCUCUGCUUUGCUCUGGACUUAAUAGCUUGGGAUGAGAUUGCAUGGAUUUAAUUAGAAAUAAAAAAUUUAAAAAGUGCUCUACAGUCCAGCAGUUUAACUUGAAACCAUGGUAUAUAACUCCACUCAGCUUCUGAAAUCUGGGAUUUCUUACUUUAGUAUCUUUCUUCUAGUAAGUGAUAUUAGUCUCUGUGAGAAUGUUGCUGCAGGUGAAUCAUUAUUGUCUCCCUUUUUGACAGGGACAUGGACCUGUAAUACUAUAAUUAUAAUAAUGUUAUGAAGUGAUUUAUUUAUGUUAACAUAAUGAUGAUGAGAUGGCACACGUAUCUUUUAAUUUGGGUCAUGCAGGCCAGAUAUUUAUAGUCCACUCAUUCUCUGUUGUGCAGGAUCACCACUAAACCCUAUGAGAAAUCAAUGUAGCAUCAGUCUUAAGGAAAAAAAGAAAUCCACCACAUUAUGCUGAGCGGUGAAACAUGCAGUCAGUACAUGAAAUACAGUGUCUUUACUGUUUAAAUGCACUUUUCUUCGAUGCCUUAGUUUUCUAUCAUGUUAUGAAACCAGCCAGACUGGUUUCAUUAUACUCCUUAACGUGUGUGAUGACAUGAAUAGAGAGUUCACAUCUCACCUUCUUAUGUGAUGUAUCUCUAUGAGAUGUUCCUGCUGUCAGACCGGUUAACAUGAAUGACCUCACUCUGUUUUUCCUGUGGCUCCAUAAAGCCAAUAAAUGUCAUUAAAGUGCAAAUACAGACAUAUCAACCACCAAAGUUAUCAGUUGUUCAUGUGGCAAAAUCCAUUUUCAGUUCAACAGUUUCUGUAAUUAUUUUUUUUUUAAAUCAUCUGAUGCCAUGUUCAUGCUCAUGUGUUGAUUAAAAUACAUGUAAAUUUAAA